UUUCAAAGAACGUGACGCGACGUCUCGCGUGUGUUACAUGCCUGAAAACCGGGAAUAGGCUGCGUAUGGUCACAUUUACGUAUACUUCCAAACUUUUUCAGUGUUGCCGCCAUGCCACCCAGAAGGUCCAUCACAAAAAGAAAGCCGGCUGAUGURGCAGAAGAUCUUAAAGAAUCCAAGAAAGUGAAAGUUUCACACAAGAGUCACUGCAAGGAGGUGGGCCAAAUUCUGGRUUUGGGCCAAGGUGAUGUUGGGCAGUUGGGCUUAGGUGAGAGUAUCCUCGAGAGGAAGAAGCCAGCUCUUGUGUCCCUAUCAGAGAAAAUAGUACAAGUGGUAGCAGGAGGCAUGCACACAGUGUGUCUCACUGAAUCUGGUCAAGUCUACACUUUCGGCUGCAACGAUGAGGGAGCUCUUGGGCGAGACACGUCAGAUGAAGGGUCUGAGAUGGUUCCUGGAAAGGUGACUCUGGAUGAGAAGGUGGUCCAGGUGUCUGCAGGGGACAGUCACACAGCUGGACUCACAGAGGAUGGAUCAGUGUUCAUCUGGGGCUCCUUCAGGGACAACAAUGGUGUUAUUGGCCUCRUGGAGCCCAUGAAAACAUGUCCUGUUCCUGUUAAAAUCCCCCUCACAGAGCCUGUUGUGAAAAUUGCUUCAGGGAARGAUCAUAUGGUGCUGCUGACGCUGGAUGGAAACCUGUACACAUCGGGCUGUGCAGAGCAGGGACAACUGGGACGAGUGCCGGAGCAGUUUUCAAACAGAGGGGGCAGGAAAGGUCUGGAGCGGCUGCUGGUGCCACAGAUGGUAAAACUCAAACGGAAGGUCCACUUUACUGARGUGUUUUGUGGUGCAUAUUUUACUUUUGCUGUGUCUAAAGAAGGAUAUGUUUAUGGAUUUGGCCUCUCAAACUACCACCAGCUGGGCACUAAAAGCACCGAGACGUGUUUCGUCCCAAAAAAGCUGACGUGUUUCAAGAACUCUACGACCGCCUGGGUGGACUUUUCUGGAGGACAACAUCACACUCUCUGCCUAGAUGCUGAAGGGCAGGUUUAUAGCCUCGGUAGAGCAGAGUACGGCCGCCUCGGCCUGGGUCAAGGAGCUGAAGAGAAAAGCGAGCCCACCCCUGUGAAGGGGAUGGAGCCGGCUAGAGGAGUAUCCUGUGGAGCUUCUGUCAGUUAUGCAGUCGCCAGAGAAGGUUCUGUCUAUGCUUGGGGCAUGGGAACCAACCUGCAGCUUGGCACAGGUGAGGAAGAUGAUGAGUGGAGCCCUGUGAAGAUGACGGGCAAACAGCUGGAGAACCGUGAAGUACUGAUGGCGUCCAGCGGAGGGCAGCACACAGUCUUACUGGUCAAAGACAAGCAGGAGAGCUGAUGAGCCGCUCAGGCAGGAUGACGGGGAGGAUUUGGAUCUUUUUUUAAGGGCCUUGUUCAGGGCGCUCAGUUUUAAAUAGGCUGUUAAUCUAUAUUUGGCUGUGCUGAGCCGAGGGGGCGUGGUGGGGUUCAGUGUACAGGGGAGAGAUGAGGUUUGACCUUUUAUAAACUCCUUUCUUCUUAACUUUGCUGGAGAAAUGUUUGUUAGAUUAUGAAAUGAGGAGACUAUUUUUUUAAUCUGUUUUUUGGACGUUUUAUUAUAUUUCAUUGAGUCGUUUGUAUGGCUGACUCUUCUGUGGAUGUGACCGCAUGUACAUUUAAUAACGUUGUUUUAUGUUUUCUUUAAAGCAAUAAUUAGAUUUUCUUUGGUUCGCACACACAUUCAGAUUCUGAGAGUUUAACAUGUGAGACUACUCUUCACUUUUACCCACUGCAAACACACAAUUGUGAAGAUACAUGCUGUAUUCUGCAUUUUGAUGAUUUCCUGUCAGAAAAUAAAAAUAAUUUCUUUUAAAUUCAUUUAA
This is a messenger RNA of Austrofundulus limnaeus, 1891 nucleotides long. RefSeq names its product regulator of chromosome condensation 1 (gene rcc1). The coding region runs from base 112 to 1368 and encodes 418 amino acids. Gene Ontology annotation, molecular function: guanyl-nucleotide exchange factor activity. Gene Ontology annotation, cellular component: cytoplasm. The transcript is spliced from 10 exons. The record is from RefSeq and is a predicted model, not a curated record. Lineage: Eukaryota; Metazoa; Chordata; Actinopteri; Cyprinodontiformes; Rivulidae.